AAUAAAACAAGAGGCCCCUGAAAUCAUUAGUCUCAUUUAAAAAUGACACCGUGGGCCCAGUUCUUUCCCUGUUGAAGUGAGGGUAUGAGAUACAGGGAGUUCAGGGAAAAGCCCACUAUGGUUGGUGUGAAUGAGAUCUGAAUUAGUCUUCUUACACCUACUUUCCCUUUAUAAAUCAUUUUAAAUUUUUAAUUUUGCAAUAGUAUAUUUUAUAUUUACAUUAUUGUAUACAGACUUUUAAAUAAACAGGUGGGUUUCUAUGACAGAUCUACCCCUCCCCUUUUCUCUGCUUACAUUAUCCACAAUAUUUCUAGAGUGUGCAAAUAGUCCUUUUGAAAAAAAUAAUGAAACGAAGAAUACAGUGCAGCGGGAUCCUCAGACAGUUGGAGGCAUGCAUUUUUUUUAACACUGAGGGGAACUGAUCUGUGAAAGCAGUGGAUUCUUAGUUGCUUGAAAUCUUUCACCCCAGACUGGAUAUCUUUCUGUAGCACAACUGGAUGUUAUGGAUGUAGCUGCUGAAAUUCCUGGGUGUGGUUCCAUGGCCUGCGUUAUACAGAAGGUCAGACCAAAUGGCAGCAACAGCCCCUUCUGGCCUCUCUGGAUCAAGAGAAAAAACAUCCGUGACUCUUUGCAAGCCAAACACUGACUUGCCAGUGAUAUCAAAUCCAGUUGUGCUGUGUGUAUGGAAGUACACAUUUAUGCAAACAGGAAGAAUUGACAAAACCGUUAUAAAAUUACAAAAAACAACAGAUUUCUUUGCAUUUUAAUUAUAAUGACACUGUUGAUUUGAACCGGGGACAAAGGUUCUGUAUUUUAUUAAUGAGCUCUGCUAGCAUCUGCUCCAACAAACCUUCCCUUUCCCUUUCCCUUUCCCUUUUCCUUUCCUGUUAAGCUCUUCUAAUGUUGUUUCUCAAAAUGAUCGAAUCUCCCACCUUUACAUCAAAUGAGCAUUUGUGUGUGACGCACAUACAUGUUAUUUUUCAGGAGACCUGGGGAACAGAAACACUUGAAAAAUCUUCCAUCUCUGCAAUGGAUGCAUCUGGCAGUUGUGGCAUGUGGCGACCGACUGGAAGAGACCGUUACCAUGCUGAAAUCAGCAGUUCUCUUUAGCAACAGGAAGCUCCGGUUUCACAUCUUUGCUGAGGAUUCCCUUAAGCCAGAAUUUGAGAAGAAGUUCCAAGAAUGGCCUUCCUCAUACACCAGGAAGUUUGAAUACAACAUCUAUCCAAUCACUUUCUCAGUAGGAAAUGCUCAGGAAUGGAAAAAAUUAUUCAAACCAUGUGCUGCCCAGCGCCUCUUUCUCCCGGUCAUUUUAAAGGAUGUGGAUUCUCUUCUUUAUGUGGACACUGAUGUUCUCUUCUUGAGGCCUAUCGAUGACAUCUGGCGCUAUCUCAAAGAGUUCAACUCCACACAGCUGGCUGCCAUGGCCCCAGAACAUGAAAUACCAAAGAUAGGCUGGUACAGUCGAUUUGCUCGUCACCCUUACUACGGAACAACUGGUGUCAAUUCUGGAGUCAUGUUGAUGAAUUUAACUCGGAUAAGAAACACGCAGUUCAAGAACAGCAUGAUACCAACUGGCUUGACAUGGGAGGAAAUGUUGUACCCUUUAUACCAAAAAUACAAAAAUUACAUUACAUGGGGAGACCAGGACCUACUAAAUAUUAUUUUUUACUUUAACCCAGAGUAUCUCUACGUGUUUCCUUGUCAGUGGAACUACAGGCCAGAUCACUGUAUGUAUGGGAGUAACUGUAAAGGAGCCGAAACAGACGGCAUCUCUAUUCUGCAUGGAAAUAGAGGCGUCUACCAUGAUGACAAGCAGCCUACAUUCAAGGCAAUAUAUGAAGUGAUACGUGAUUUUCCCUUUGAAGACAAUCUCUUCCAAUCCUUGUUCUACCCUCUUCAGUCUAAGUUUCUGGAUACUGUACACACUUUAUGUGGGCGAAUACCACAGGUUUUUUUGAAGCAGAUUGAGAAAACAAUGAGGAAAGUUUAUGAAAAUCGUGUUGUUGUCCACGUGGGGGCCAACCACAGGUUCUGAACAGAGAUAACUACAUUUAAUAUGGUGGUUUUCAUCUUUGUAUCCAAAUUACUUGAGGCAGAUCAAUUAAAGCAACGUUAUCAGUUUAAAAUCCAUGUUAUAAACAAACACUUGUUUCGCCCUGUUUGGCUAAUACCCGCACAGAUUAUUACUACAAAAAGAGUUUUACAAGUCUCUUUAAAUGGUCACUACCUAGUUUCUUUUUUCACUUCCUGCAUUUCUCUUGCCUUGAACUAGGUGAGUUGAGGAUGUGACUUUCACUUCUGUUGAGUGAGUUUCACUUUCACUUUUUUAGGUUUGCCGUGGUUUAAACACUUUGGAGGAAUGCUUAUUUGUUUAAACACAGCCAUUUUCACUGCAGAUCUCUUUCAAUCUGGGAGCAUCUUUAUUCAUUUCAGAUUGUAUCACUUUUCUUCCCUCAACAUUGUAAUAUUGGGCUAGAUUUCUUUUGAUGGUGUCACUUCAAGGUAUUUGCCACUCAGAAGAUAUAAAACUUAAAAGAGAUAGGAACACACAUUCUCUGGUGUCAUGAACAUGUUCAGUGACAAGCUCUCAGGCCAUUAUGACAGGCUUAGUUAAAAGUGACUGCAGUAACAGGAAAACAUCUACUUAAAAACUGUAUUUCUGUUUGAAGGUGUUUACCUACUCUUGCUGCAGGAGGCACCUGAGGUGAAAGAGACUGGGAGUAAAGACGUGUCUCCAGGUGUUUACUCUCUGCAUUUACAGCAUUUUCCAUCUAGGCAGUGCCACUGUUUCCCUGUCUUGUUUGUGAGGGCCUUUCACGCGGGAAGAGAGGUGACAGCUGUUAAAGCAAGUAAGAAAACAUGCAGUAAACAGGAAGAGGAAUUUAGAGGUAGAUACAGUGCCUGGAAUUGGUGUUAAGUUACUUGAUAAAAGUGAGUGUUAUUC
Molecule: messenger RNA, 2947 nt
Organism: Gavialis gangeticus (Gharial)
Lineage: Eukaryota; Metazoa; Chordata; Crocodylia; Gavialidae
Gene: GXYLT2
Product: glucoside xylosyltransferase 2
Exons: 6
Coding region: 971-2038 (355 amino acids)
Biological process (GO): protein O-linked glycosylation via N-acetylgalactosamine
Molecular function (GO): UDP-xylosyltransferase activity
Source: RefSeq, a predicted model, not a curated record